Messenger RNA from Strongylocentrotus purpuratus (purple sea urchin), 4168 nucleotides. Its product is annotated as ankyrin repeat family A protein 2. Gene Ontology annotation, cellular component: nucleus; cytoplasm. Gene Ontology annotation, molecular function: protein binding. The coding region runs from base 644 to 1807 and encodes 387 amino acids. The transcript is spliced from 6 exons. The record is from RefSeq and is a predicted model, not a curated record. NCBI's taxonomy places the organism in Eukaryota, Metazoa, Echinodermata, Echinoidea, Camarodonta, Strongylocentrotidae.
CCAGAGGUAGAGAGAGUAUCAUUGACAAGUAUCAAGAACAUAACUGGUCCAAGCUUUGUACCCUGUGGCACACCUGCUUUCAGUGAUGAUUUCUCUGACAGACAAACUUGGUAUCGGAUACGCUGGAUGCGACCAGUCAGGAAAUUAGAGAUCCAUUUUUACAAUGAAACCUUGAGUUAGUUCUAUCAAUUUCCUAAGCAUGACAGUAUGGUCAACCCUGUCAAAGGCUUUUGAGAUAUCUGUUGUAAAUCCUUGUAAUGACAGUCAAUGUCGUCCCUGUAAGGGUACAACAUAUUACACAUAUUAAUGUGUAGGUGAUGAUGAUGAUGAUAACGUACAUGUAUACACUGGUACUUAUUAGUUGUAUUAAUUUCCAUUUUCUUCACUAAUGUGGCCUUUGCAUGGAGAUCAGCCAUCCAGUUCCCUUUGAUUCCACAAUGUCCAGGUAUCCACUCUACGUACAUGUACAUGUAUAUAUCAACUCCUUCACUCAUGGUCAUGGUGAGAAUCUCCAGAAUAAAAGGUUUGUCCUUCUGUUUUUGUAAUGCAAUAAGAGCACUCAGUGAAUCACUAAAAUAUAACAACCCCUUUGUCAUUCUUGCUGUUCUCUUAUGAUAGACAUGAAAUAACACACCCAACCGAAAUGGACACCAACCGACCUUCCAGCAGCGGCACCCAGAUGUUCGCUCGCAUUCAGACAAAUCCUAGUCCCAUAGUUCAGAUAAGCUAUUCGCCCAUUCAAACCCCGCAAGGGACUGUGAUGAUGCCUGUUGCCAAUGUCACCCAGAACUUUAGCCCCACCCUAGCCGCCCAGAAACAUUCAAUCCUCCCCAUCCACCUGUCGAAUGCAUCCGGAGUUGUCAUAGCCGGGGCAAGAAGAGAUGGCAUCCCCACCGGCAGCCUCCAAGGACCAGAGAGGGGCAGAAUAUCAGCUGGUGUCAUGGCAACGACCCCAGUCCAUAUGUCAAGCGAGAGGGGCAGGAUGAGCGCAUCGGGUGUUGCUAUGGUAACGAGAAGAGAUGUUGAGAUGGGGGAAGGGCAUCAAGAGGAGUCCAGACCGAACAUGUCAAGGUUGUCCAGUGUGCUGAACUCGCUCUCUGAUCAGGACCAGGCCAGCAUGGAUCUGGAAGUCCAGUCUGUCAUGUUCCCAGAGAGUAGAGGACUUCUGCCCACAGUGAAGAGGAUUUGUCCAAGUAGAUCAUCAUCUUCAAGCAAAGCAUCAAGCAAGUCCAGCUACUCACCCAUGAGGCAAUCUACCACUUUCACCAAUACAAAGAGGGGCAACAUCCAAACAACUACACCAACAUUUCCUAUGGUUGAACAGAGUAUCCACCAGCUUGCAGCACAGGGAGAGUUGGCGUUGAUCACAGAAAGGCUAGAAUCGGGGUCAGAUAUCGAUGAAAGCGACUCGUUGGGUCACACCGCCCUCACAUGGGCAUGCCAGCACAAUCAGGCAGACAUGGUGCGCUUUCUACUGGACAACAGCGCAGACCCUAGCAAGGCCAGCCUAGACGGAGAGACCAGUCUCGCCUUCUCGUGCAGUGUAGGCAAUGUGGAUAUAGUACACAUGCUACUGGAUAAGAAAGCCCCAGUUAAUGUGUAUGACUAUAAUGGAGGGACCCCAUUGGUGUAUGCUGUUUAUCACAACCAUCCUGCCAUUGUGAAGAUGCUAUUAGAUUCCGGGGCAGACAUGACGCAAGAGAUGGAAUCCGGACACACCCCUCUCAGUCUAUCUAUGGUACUGGGUCAUAAACAGGUUCAGAGAGUGAUAGAGCAACACAUGCUGUCGCUGCUUCAGAUCACCUAGAACAGAGAGACAGCCAUACGUGUCCCAAAGAAGCCAGACAUGCCCAGUCCUCGAAAGCCCUCUAGGAUGAACGGAUAUAGUGCAAUGAUGAACAGAUUUUUUACUGAAGCAAAGAGUGAUAGAGCAACACAUGCUGUCGCUGCUUCAGAUCAUGUAGAACAGAGAGAUGGCCAAACGUAACCCAAAGAAGCCUGGCUUGCCCCUAUACUCGAAGCCCUCUAGGAUCAAAAGAUGUAGUGUAGUGUAGGACUGCAAUGAUGAACAGAUCUUUGACUGGAGGAUAUUUUGGGGAGAGUUGGCACCAGGACUUGACAUGUUGUGAUUUUUCAGUGCGAAUGAGUGGGAAUGCAUUCUCUAUGAAGACACUGAUCCAGAUAAUCUGCUCCUCUUCAAAGCUUUAUAAAAGGGGAAAAGGAUAGAGACCUAUAUGUACAGUGCAAUAAUACUUUGUCACUUCCUAAGCGAAGUGAGCAAAACAUGAACAAGAAGCUCCAUUGAAUGGACUCCUUUGCCAAUGCAGUAGAUGUGACAUGGACUAGUCACUAUUUUAUAGCCAGAGCGAGAUAAUCCCAUCUUCUGUGCCAUGGCCCCUGUCUCAUUGUGAAUAACAAGAUCAUCGCAAGAAUUUUCCAUGGACGUUUUUUCCCAGGUAAUAGUAUUUUUAUGUUUAUUCCAACUGACUUCUAACAAAGCAAGUACAUGGUUCUUCAUAUUUGGACCAACCACGUAAGUCCUUUCCACUUCGUGAUAUCAGGAUGAAUGCUUUAUGGGAGGGCACACGGGCAAUACUAAGGGCUUGAUGUGGUUUUGAACCUGGGACCUUCCAGUUACAAGACAGCUACCACUAAGCCAUCACACCUCAAUUAAUUUUUCCUUCUGUGGAUUCAAAUGGCAUUAUUACACUUAAUAAUCCAGAAGUUAGUGUGACCAAUCAUCAUCUGCAAGACUGUAUUCAAUAGAUCCUUGAAAGGGCACAAUUGUAUUUCUCACAGAUCUAGGUCUGCAUGAUUUGUAAAUAAAUAAUAAUAAAUAAUAAUAAUAAAUAAUAAUAAUAAUAAAAACGUUACUUAUACAGCGCUGAAUAAGUGUCUUCAUGUUUUUGUUUUUUGUUUAAAUUGUGCAAUUAUCUGAGAGAAAGUCAUCAAUGGAGAUGAUACAGUAUUAUUGAAGUUUAAUCAAAUUUCAGCAGCAUUUUUACAAAAUUUAAGUUUUGAUCUACAAAUGUAUAUACCUAGGCUAAAUGCAUUAAUAGUUAGAAAAUUCUGCUAUGCAGCCUUUUCUUUGAAGGAAAUGUACAAGUAUUUGCUAGACCAGUCAAAAUAAAUAGUUUUUUUCAAAUUCAUCCUGAUGGUUUGCCAUAAGAAAGAGAAAAUAGAUUAACUGGUAGUCCAAUAAGUAGAAACAAAUAUAAAAACAAGAAAAAUAAAUGGAUAUACACUUUUAAACCCAAAAAUUAUGUUCAUUCCAAACACUCAGUCAACUGAAUAUAAGAAACAAGAUAAUCUCGGCUGUCAGGACAUACCAUAGUCUUGGGGAAAUACUUUUCGGUCGACAAUAAGAAAAUAUGUUGCUCUACAUACACCUCAAAAUUGUAUGUUUCAAAAAGCAGUCUGUGAAUUUAUUCUUCAUUCACCAAUUUUAUCAUGGGGUUCAAGAUAAUAUUUGACCUCUCAAAAUGCUCUUCAACAAUCUGUCUGUCUUCUGAUUAUCAUUGGGAUCAAAGAUCACGUUAUCAAUAUCAAACUAGACUCUACUCAAUUUUCUGUUCUUGUUUUCGCUGCUUAUGUGUAACAUGAUAGAUGUAAUGACUAUUCUUUUUGACAUUUUAAAACUAAAUCUUUAUUUUUCCAGCAGGCUGGAUUUUAAAAUUUCUUUAAAUCUUAAAAUUAAAAUAUGAAUAUUGUCUGAAAAAAUGAUAUCCAGUUGAUAUUUUCCUUUAAAUCCUUGGAAGCUACUACUACCAGCAUCUAUUUUCAAUGUAAAUGCCUUUGUUUUCUUCCUAAAUUGUGUAUACAUAGGUAUAUAUUCAGGUGCACCCCUAGUGUUUCUGUUAUGUUAAAAUAAGUUUCAUGAUCAUAAAAGCAACACUUGAUUUUAUAAUUCUUUAUGUCUUGCCUUUGGAGAAAGUUUUGAAAUUUGCAAAUUCUUCCCAUUUUUUAUCCCUCCACCUAGUACAUGCAUUAUGUUGAUACAUGGCAUUCUUUGUUAAUAAUGUGAAGUGUAUAUAGUAGUUCAGUCUUUAUGCAAGUGAUGUAUAUUUGACCAUACUUUGAAGAAAAGGAAGAGUUUCAUUGACUCUGUAUAUUGCUCGACUUUCAUUUUGGAAGAUUAAAGAAGUGGAUUUGUACGAAAAAUGAUUAU